GAAUAUUUGCAUAGAGCAUAAAGAUCCGAUCCAGUCCUUAAAUCUAGGAUAUACUAUUAAUAAAAAGGAUACUUACUGCUCCCCUCGUUCUCACAACUUUUUAUAUACAUUUAAAAAUAUACCUUUAUUCAUCCUACAGGCAAGAUUGGGCCAUAUUCUCUCUUCUUUUCUUUGAUUGACACUUCAAUUUUGGCUUUGUCGGUGUGAGAUUUCAGAUCUUCUUCUUCUUCUUAACUUCUAGUUUUACUUUCUUGAUUUUUCUGACCUCAUUUUGGCAAAGGGGUAAUCUCUUCUGGUGAAAAAUGGCUCAGAUUCAGCUUCAUGGAACUCUACAUGUCACGAUCUUUGAGGUCGAUAAUCUGCAGGGUGAGGAGGGGGGUGGGCAUUUCUUUAGCAAGAUAAAGCAACAUUUUGAGGAGACAGUUGGUGUUGGAAAAGGAACUCCAAAACUUUAUGCUACAAUUGAUUUGGAGAAGGCUAGGGUUGGGAGAACAAGAAUGAUUGAAAAUGAACCAAAAAAUCCAAGGUGGUACGAGUCUUUUCACAUUUACUGUGCACAUAUGGCUUCAAAUGUUAUAUUCACUAUCAAAGAUGACAAUCCCUUUGGUGCAUCCUUAAUUGGAAGAGCUUAUGUUCCAGUUGAAGAACUUUUGGAAGGGGAGGAGAUUGAUAAAUGGGUUGAGAUACUGGAUAAAGAAAUGAAUCCUAUAGCAGAAGGUUCUAAAAUCCACGUUAAGCUACAGUUUUUUGACGUCAGUCGAGAUCCAAACUGGGGACGUGGAAUUAGAAGCUCUAGAUAUCCUGGUGUCCCUUACACUUUCUUUUCACAGAGAGCGGGAUCGCGGGUUUCCUUGUAUCAAGAUGCUCAUGUGCCAGACAAUUUUAUUCCUAAAAUCCCUCUCUCUGGAGGAAAGUAUUAUGAGCCCCACAGAUGUUGGGAAGAUAUCUUUGAUGCUAUUACUAAUGCAAAGCACCUGAUUUACAUUACUGGCUGGUCAGUAUAUACUGAAAUAACCUUGGUGAGGGACUCGAGGAGACAAAAACCUGGAGGAGACAUCACGUUGGGGGAGCUGCUCAAGAAGAAGGCAAGUGAAGGUGUUAAAGUUCUUAUGCUUGUUUGGGAUGAUAGGACGUCCGUGGGUUUGCUGAAGAAGGAUGGUCUGAUGGCCACUCAUGACCAAGAAACUGAACAGUUCUUUCAAGGUACUGAUGUACACUGUGUCCUCUGCCCUCGGAAUCCUGAUAAUGGUGGAAGCUUUGUCCAAGAUAUACAAAUCUCUACCAUGUUUACCCAUCACCAGAAAAUCAUAGUAGUGGACAGUGCACUUCCCAGCGGAGAGUCAGAAAAGAGGAGAAUUUUGAGUUUUGUGGGAGGUAUUGAUCUUUGCGAUGGGAGAUAUGAUACACCUUUCCAUUCGCUUUUUAGGACAUUGGACACUGCACAUCAUGAUGAUUUCCACCAACCCAAUUUUGCUGAUGGCUCAAUUACCAAAGGUGGACCAAGGGAGCCCUGGCAUGACAUUCACUCUCGGCUUGAAGGCCCAAUUGCUUGGGACGUUCUGUUUAAUUUUGAGCAGAGAUGGAGAAAGCAGGGAGGAAAGGAUAUUCUUGUCAACUUUAGAGAGCUUGAUGAUAUUAUAAUUCCACCAUCCCCGGUGAUGUACCCUGAUGAUCAUGAAACAUGGAAUGUUCAGUUAUUCAGAUCAAUUGAUGGGGGGGCUGCUUUUGGCUUUCCUGACACACCUGAAGAUGCAGCAAAAGCUGGCCUUGUCAGUGGGAAGGAUAACAUAAUUGAUAGAAGCAUCCAAGAUGCUUAUAUUCAUGCUAUUCGUCGAGCAAAAAAAUUUAUUUACAUUGAAAAUCAGUAUUUUCUUGGAAGCUGUGCCGACUGGCAGUGUGAUGAUAUCAAGGUAGAGGACGUAGGUGCUUUGCAUGUCAUUCCAAAGGAACUUGCAUUGAAGAUUGUCAGUAAGAUUGAAGCCGGGGAAAGGUUUACUGUUUAUGUUGUGGUCCCAAUGUGGCCAGAAGGAAUCCCCGAAAGUGCAUCAGUACAGGCAAUAUUAGACUGGCAGAGGAGGACAAUGGAGAUGAUGUAUAAGUACAUUGUUCAAGCAAUGAAUGCUAAAGGUAUCGAGGAAGAUCCAAGGAAUUAUUUGACAUUUUUCUGCAUUGGUAACCGAGAGGUGAAGAAGAGUGGAGAAUAUGAACCUUCUGAGAGCCCAGAGCCUGAUUCUAAUUACAUGCGAGCUCAGGAGGCACGACGUUUCAUGAUAUAUGUCCAUUCCAAGAUGAUGAUUGUGGAUGAUGAGUACAUCAUAGUUGGAUCGGCCAAUAUAAACCAGAGAUCUAUGGAUGGUGCUAGAGAUUCUGAAAUAGCCAUGGGAGCCUACCAGCCUUAUCAUUUGGUCACCAGUGAACCAGCUAGGGGUCAAGUUCAUGGUUUCAGAAUGGCAUUGUGGUACGAGCACCUUGGUAUGCUCGAUGAGACCUUCCAACAUCCAGAAAGUGAGGAAUGUGUGAGGAAGGUGAAUCAAAUAGCUGAUAAAUACUGGGAUAUGUAUUCAAGUGAGAGUCUGGAAAGAGAUCUGCCUGGUCACUUGCUCCGCUACCCUAUUGGAGUGGCUAGCGAAGGGGAUAUCACGGAGCUACCAGGCCAUGAAUUUUUCCCAGAUACCAAGGCCAGGGUUCUUGGUACUAAAUCUGACUACCUUCCUCCUAACCUCACUACAUAAGUGGAUAAUUCUCAUGUUUACUUGUUUUGCGAAGAGGUAACAAACUCGUGUGUUAGUUGAAGGGUGCAGUUUGUUGUGGAAUAAUACAUGAUAGUAGUUGUUUUUUCAGAUUUCUGUUUUUUUUUUUUUGUUGGAUAGUGCACUUGAGUUUGUAUGAGAUGCUUUAUUGACUGUAAGUCUUUGUUGCAGUUUGUUCUUAACAUUUUACAUGUGAGUUCUGCAAGGGUUGCAAUCUCUCUGGAAAAUUAGCAUUGUAAUACUUUCCUUUUGAGUCUUUGUAUACCAACUUCAUCUUUGUUAUGCCAUUUUAACUUAACAUA
Messenger RNA from Solanum tuberosum (potato), 3052 nucleotides. Its product is annotated as phospholipase D alpha 1. The coding region runs from base 303 to 2732 and encodes 809 amino acids. Gene Ontology annotation, molecular function: D-type glycerophospholipase activity; calcium ion binding. Gene Ontology annotation, cellular component: plasma membrane. Gene Ontology annotation, biological process: phosphatidylcholine metabolic process; phospholipid catabolic process. The record is from RefSeq and is a predicted model, not a curated record. NCBI's taxonomy places the organism in Eukaryota, Viridiplantae, Streptophyta, Magnoliopsida, Solanales, Solanaceae. The transcript is spliced from 4 exons.